AUGACAGAUCGGUAUAAUCUACGUAGUGGCAAGGGCAAACCAGGCGGUAUGAACGGGGAGGACGGAGGUCGUGCGUCGGCGGUCAACGCUGAGGGUGAUAGUAGCAGUAGUAGCUCAGAGAUGUCGGUGGCAGACAAGAUGUCACUAAUGCAAUUGCAAUUACAAAUCGCAGAGGCAGAACUGGAGAAGCAAAGGCUUCUGUUAGAAACUCAACGCCUUCAAAAUUCGAGCGCGGUGUCCGUGGUGGAUGGGAGAGGCGGACUUGGGGGUGCUGAGGAAGAUAGGAGGCUGAAAUACGCCAGCCUAUUGAAGGGUGUCCUCGCCCCCAUGCCUACUCAUGAGCCGCUUGUGCCCGGAUGGUUUGAGGAUGUUGAGGCGACCCUAGACUCGUAUGGUGUGCCCAACGAGUGGUGGGCGGGGGUGGUCUUGCCGCGGUUGAGUGAGAGGGCUCGGGGCAUGCUUGCCAAGCUCUCCGCAGAAGAGCGCAAGGACUAUCGGACGCUCAAAUCCAAAGUAUUGGGGGGUCUGCGGCUGUCAGCGGCUGAAUACAGACGUCUCUUUCUGAGCUCUAGGAAGGGUAGCAAGGAGACGUGGGAGCAGUUUUCGGUGAGGCUCGAGAACUACUUGCAAUACUACCUGAACAGUUCCAAGGUACAGACCAUGGAGGAGCUGCAACAGCUAAUGGUCAGCGACCGCAUGAAGGAGUGUCUUGCACCAGACUCUAGAGCCCAUGCCAUACUCAAGGAAAAGGGAGGCUUCCUGACCCCGAGCGCGAUUGCUCAGCUCUCAGAGGACUUUGACGAAAGUCUGAGAUCGAAGGGGGGUUCGGCUACAGACAGGGGCGCUACGACAAAAAAGCCGAAUACAGAAGCACGCGACAAGGACGGACGGUCAGCCGCACCGUUCGGGCGCCGCUGCUUCGGCUGUAACAAGCCGGGUCAUAUCGCAAAAGAUUGCCCUACCCGUAACACCAACCCGAGCAACCGGAUGGGAAAACGUAACGAGGAAAAGGAUCGCACGUUGGCAGCUAUGGUCAGUGCGAUAGAAUCUGAGGUUGAGCCCCGAACGGCGCCAUCAAAGGAGUGCAGUGGCGGACACACGGUGUCGCUAAAAAGUGGCGAUGUGAAUACUACUGCAAUCGUGGACUCCGGGGCCGACAUUAGUGUGAUUCGACAGUCUAUCCUCCGUGACUAUGAGGCCGCGGGCUCCAGGAUUGAGCUCACGAGUGCGUUCGGCGAUCGGGUGACCGCGGAGCUUGCGUAUGUGCCGCUUAGUUCCGUCACGGGGGGGCCGUAUGUCUCGUUGCAACCGAGAAGUCAAGGGGUGUUACGCGCCCUUACGGAGAGGUUGGUUGAGGGCGUUGACGCUUUGAUCACACCUUCUGAUUACGAGCAGCUUCUCAGCGAGCGAGUGUGCACUGACUCCGCGCCUCGGCCCAUGGGGUCAGUGGCAAGUGAUACAGCUGAGAAGGGUGGGGAGAUCGGUAAGCAGUCGUUGGAAGCAGAAGUGCUGACUGUAAUGACGGAGGAACGAGAAACUGGCAGUGGGGCGAAUCCGAUUGCCAGGCAUGAGUUUAGGCGAUGUCAGGAAAGCGACAUGACACUGGAUGAGGCCUGGAAGCAAGCUCGCGUGGGAACGCAUGGAAUGGUUGUAAUGCACGAGCUUCUAUACCAUUGUGGACCAAUGGCCGGUCGAUCAUGCAACCAGUUGGUGAUCCCUAAGGGUCGACGUGAGGAGGUGCUCCGAAUGGCACAGGAUUCUGCAUGGACUGGGCAUCUCGGUGAGCGUAAAACACUUCAGCGCAUCAAGCAGUCGUUCUAUUGGCGAGGCGUGGCCGCCGAUGUCAAGGCGUACCGCCAAAGCUGUCACACGUGUCAAUUGAGGCCUCCCGCGCGACAGUCAGACCGAGUGCCUAUCGCGCCGCUCACGAGACCGGACGCGCCUUUCCAAAUGGUAAAUAUGGAUGUUACUGGCACGCUCGAUCCGCCUCCAGGUAGGGGUCACCGCUAUGCGCUCUGCGUCGUGGACUACUGCACGAGAUGGCCCGAAGUCGUCUGCCUUCGAUCACUGACCGCGAAGGCGACAUGUGACGCUCUCUUAGAGAUCUUCUCGAGUAUGGGGGUCCCUGAGACGGUUUGCUCGGACCAGGGAACUACCUUUACGGCAAAACUCACUCAGGAGCUUAUGGCAAGGCUAGGAGCGACGCCGCGGUUCUCUACACCGGACCACCCGCAGAGCAACGGACUCGUAGAGAGGUGGAACGGAACAUUCAAGGCGAUGUUAAGCCAUGUAGUCCAGGAGCAUGGGCGCGACUGGGAUAGGUACAUAGCGUACCUCUUAUGGGCGUAUCGCGAGGUUCCCAACGCUACAACCGGUGAGACACCGUUCGAGAUGAUGUACGGUAGGGUGCCGAUCGGGCCACUGGCUAUACUUGAGAAAACAUGGACGGGUGAGUGGACGGUGCCAGACUCGCUGAAUGUCUCAGCAGGAGCGUAUCUGUCUCAGUUGCGAAAGCGCCUCGAGAGUGCAUCCUAA
Messenger RNA from Ixodes scapularis (black-legged tick), 2535 nucleotides. RefSeq lists its product as uncharacterized. The coding region runs from base 1 to 2535 and encodes 844 amino acids. Gene Ontology annotation, biological process: DNA integration; proteolysis. Gene Ontology annotation, molecular function: nucleic acid binding; aspartic-type endopeptidase activity; zinc ion binding. The transcript has a single exon. The record is from RefSeq and is a predicted model, not a curated record. Lineage: Eukaryota; Metazoa; Arthropoda; Arachnida; Ixodida; Ixodidae.